AUCCAUUUCUCUUUCUCUGUGGUUUUGUGUGUCUGAGUGGCCAUGGCCGAGCUGGCGGAGGCUGAAAUGUACGAGCCGUCGCCGAAGCCUCUGCAACUAUGGAAGACAGUGUUGAACUGGCUGGCGUUUUUCUUCCAAAUUUUCGUUCGGAUACUCAGAGGAACACCUUCCUUGGCUCAACUUCUUUCUUGUGUCGGCCUUCGACACUCUCUGCUCGCUUCCUCGUCUUCAUCUCCCUCCUUCAAGCCCUUACCGGUCGUCGAACUCCCCCUGCAAGAUUCACCUCCCACGGCUUCCCAGGUUUGCUGCAACGACGAUCUCGUUGUUGAGGACCCGAUCGAGAAGCUUACGGUGGUUCUUGACUUGGAUGAGACACUAGUAUGUGCAUAUGAGACAUGUAGCUUGCCUGCCAUUGUUCGUAAUCAAGCUACAGAAGCUGGGUUGAAGUGGUUUGAGUUGGAAUGCAUAUCAUCAGAGAAGGAAUAUGAUGGAAAACCUAAGGUCAAUCAUGUCACUGUAUUUGAACGUCCUGGUCUGCAUGAAUUUUUGAAGCAGAUUAAUGAUUUUGCAGACCUUGUGCUAUUCACCGCUGGGAUUGAAGGUUAUGCUAGACCUCUUGUUGAUAAAAUAGAUGUUGAAAAGCGAUUUAGCCGUCGACUUUAUCGGCCUGCGACAAUUAGCACGGAAUACCGGGAACAUGUGAAGGAUGUGUCUUGCUUAUCAAAGGAUCUCUGUCGAACUGUUAUUGUUGACAACAACCCAUUCAGUUUCUUAUUGCAGCCACUGAAUGGAAUACCAUGCAUCCCAUUUUCUGCUGGACAGCCUUAUGAUGAACAGCUUUUGGAGGUGCUUCUGCCACUCAUUCAGCACCUCUCUUUGCAGAAGGAUGUAAGGCCUGUACUCUAUGAAAGGUUCCACAUGCCUGAAUGGUUUCGAAAGCAUGGAAUCCCUGUUUGACUUAACAUUGUAGGUACAGAUGAUACAUUGGGAAGGCUUUGUCCUCACAAUCAAUGCUGCAUCACAAC
Messenger RNA from Telopea speciosissima, 1025 nucleotides. RefSeq names its product CTD nuclear envelope phosphatase 1 homolog. Gene Ontology annotation, molecular function: phosphoprotein phosphatase activity. The coding region runs from base 43 to 957 and encodes 304 amino acids. The transcript has 6 exons. NCBI's taxonomy places the organism in Eukaryota, Viridiplantae, Streptophyta, Magnoliopsida, Proteales, Proteaceae. The record is from RefSeq and is a predicted model, not a curated record.